Linum trigynum is the source of this 3742-nucleotide messenger RNA. Lineage: Eukaryota; Viridiplantae; Streptophyta; Magnoliopsida; Malpighiales; Linaceae. The record is from the annotation of a GenBank genome assembly.
CAUAACAAAGAAUUUAGUAUCAACAAGUGCCAAGAAACGUGCUAAUUGAGGAUUAGUUGUAUGAGAAACCUAUUAUCAUAGGAAAUGGAAAAGUAGUUAGAAAGAACAAAUUGUGUCUAAUCUAACAGUGAUAGAAUCUAAAAUGAGAAAGAAGGGGUUUGCAUUUUGGACAAACAAGAAGGCCUACCUGUUUUAGUUCAUGGGAUCGGUGCCCAUGGAAUUUGGGUAGCUGCUCUUCUUUUCUCUCUGCCACACUGUAAAGAUAAAGAAAGAACCCACUGAAUUCAGGGUACCCAAAAAAGGGAGGGCAAAGACAAAUCCUCUGCAAUCAAACAAAGCCUAUUAUCACUUCCCCUGCGCCUUUUCAGCCGGCCGUUUCAUACCUCAUCUUCACACCACAGACUCAAUUCAGUAGUGAUUCACUCAACUACCCACAUGGAAGCAGCUCAGCUUGACAACAACAAGAAGUCCCAUUCCCAACAACAAAUGCAACUCGACGCCGGCGGCAGCGGCGGCGAUGCUGCAGUUCCCAGCCAGGGCAAAGCGGCAGGGCUCAACCGCUACGCUCUCGCCUGCGCUCUUCUCGCCUCCACCAACUCCACUCUCUUAGGCUAUGAUAUUGGUGUGAUGAGUGGGGCUGUCCUUUUCAUCAAGGAGAAUCUCAAAAUCUCGUCAGUCCAAGUGGAGAUUCUCGUCGGCGUGCUGAACAUUUGCUCGCUGUUCGGCUCGCUGGCCUCCGGCAAGACUUCGGAUUACAUCGGCAGGCGGAAGACCAUCGUCUUAGCAGCGACCACGUUUUUAAUCGGCGCGGUUCUGAUGGGCUUCGCACCUUCCUACCCUUUCCUCCUCGCCGGCAGAGUCGUCGCCGGAAUUGGAGUCGGAUACUCCCUCAUGAUCGCUCCAGUCUACACCGCUGAGCUUUCCCCGGCCAUGAAUCGCGGAUUCCUCACCUCCCUCCCUGAGGUUUUCAUCGUAAUCGGGAUUCUCGUAGGCUACAUCGUCAACUACGCUCUCUCAGGACUUCCGUCGAACAUAAACUGGAGAAUCAUGCUGGGCCUGGCCGCGGUCCCCUCUUUAGUCAUCGGUUUCGGCGUCAUGGCCAUGCCGGAAUCCCCUCGCUGGCUCGUGAUGCAAGGGAAACCGGACGAGGCGAAAAGGGUUCUCAUCCGAAUCUCGAAUUCCCCCCAAGAGGCCGAGCUCCGGCUCCAGGAGAUAACCGAUUCAGCGUCAAGGGAAUUCCAAUUUCUUCACAGCGGCAUUUCAUCGAACACCUGGCGUGGGCAGGGCGUAUGGAAGGAGCUUCUCUUCAAACCUUCCAAACCCGUCCGCCGGAUGCUCGUCGCCGCCGUCGGGAUCAACUUCUUCAUGCAGGCGUCGGGGAACGACGCCGUGAUCUACUACACACCGGAGGUCUUCCGCGCCGCCGGGAUCCACAACAAGCGGCAGCUCUUCGGCGUGAACGUCAUAAUGGGACUCUCCAAAGCUGCCUUCGUGAUGGUGUCCGCGUUCUACCUAGACCGAUUCGGCAGGCGGCCGCUUCUCUUACUGGGCUCAACGGGAAUGGCCCUUUCGCUGUUCGUACUGGGCCUGGGGUCCAAGAUCCUUCAGCACUCCGACUCCAAGCCGUUAUGGGCCGUCACGAUGUGCAUAGUCGCCGUGUGCGGGUUCGUCUCGUUCUUCUCAAUCGGGCUCGGGCCCAUCACAUGGGUCUACUCCUCCGAGAUUUUCCCAUCGAGGUUGCGAGCCCAGGGAUCUGGGCUCGCGAUCUCGGUGAACCGGUUGGUGAGCGGAGUCGUUUCGAUGACGUUUCUGACCGUUUCGAUGAAGAUAAGUUUCGGAGGGAUGUUCUUCGUGCUAGGUGGGAUAAUGGUGGUUGGGACGGUUUUCUUCUAUGUGGUGAUGCCGGAGACCAAAGGGAAGAGCUUGGAGGAGAUCCAAUUCCUAUUUCAGGACAAGGAGGGUGGUGACUUGGAGAGGAAGGAAGUGAGAAGGGUAGAUUUGGAAUUGACCUAGAAUUGUCAUUUUGGUGUCUAAAAGUUCCCACCUUUUGUAACAACUAGAUGGGUAUUGUAAUGGGUAGUUGAAGUUUGGUUAGGUUUGUGACUAAUGAAGAAGUGGGUAUUUUGUGGGACUAGCUAGGGUUAGAGUGACUUGAUGGACAAGGUUUGACGGUUUGUUGUGCAUGGAUUGUGAUGUGUAGUUGUAAUUGGUUGAUAUGUAAAUGACUAUAUAAAUGUUGUUGAAUUUGUUUAGUGUACAACAAAGUUUAGUUUGAUGUUUUUCUUUAGAGCGAGACAUAUACUUUGAUAAAUUCUAGUUGAUUAUAGAAAAUUUAAUUUUAUUGUCAGGUAAGUUAGUACGCACAAACUUAACAAUCGCAACUUCCAAACAGCUACUUCUGGACUCAUCUCAAAAUUUUGCACCAUAGUGUCAUAUGGGUAAAAGUUUGGUUUCAUUUACUUGGUGGGAAUUGGGAUGAAAGGCAGUAGUGCUGUGGUGGGGAACAUAUGGUAGGGAAAAGUAGGCAAGAAGAUGGCAACAUCAGACAAAUUUUUUGAACAUAAUAAUGGAGGUAAGAUAGUUUGUCUUCUACUACUACUACUACUCCAUGAUAUAUACUCUUCCAAACUCUCUAUUUGAGACUGUUUAAUGGUCAACCUGAGUCAUGCAAGGAAUUGGAGAUCUUAAUCAAACUUUGCUGGUGAAGAUAAAACUUGCACUGCUGCAUUAAUGCUAGAUUCCAGAGGAAGAGAGACCAGUCAAGUGAAGAGGGCAUAGAUCGAAACAUUUACAAGAGAAAACACAACAAAACUUUCUCCGGUGUUUGGAUAUCACUUAUCAAUUACAGUGGCGAAGUCAGAAUUUAUGGUGAGGGGGAAUUGAAAAAAUAAAAGCUAAGAUAUUGGGUGAGUGGGGCUGAUAGUCCUCAUGCUACCAAUUAUCAACGUUUAUUUCUCGUAUGAUACAUAAAUUAUAACCAAAGAUAAAAUCUAGAGGGGGUUAUAGUCCAUCAUAAACUAUACGUAGCUCCACCACUGACCUAGCACUUGAUCGGUUAUAAGGGAAAAUGGCCCGCCCUCACUCGAACAUGUACUUGUCGAUGAAAUGUGGGUAAGUGAUGGCAGAUACAUGAGGUUUUGUUAAGUUUUAGUCUGUUGGAUGAAGUAAUGAUAUGUACGAUCGAUAUUUGAACUCCUCUUGACGAAGGUUAAUAACCGAUUUAACCAAAAUAUAAUAAGUUUGUACAAACCUCAAUCUCAUUAGUUAACUCGAAUUCAAGAAAAGACAAUUAGGCGAGUUUUUGAGUUACCGAACAACAAUUGAACACCCACGUGGUUAUUGAAAUCGCCAAUUUCACAACCCACACUGGUAGAGCUCCGGAUUAAGCUUUAUCGAGAUUGGGGAUUAGGGAUCAACUAGGGAUUGAUCCGGGAAUUUAGGAAUUGGGGAGGGGUGAAUUGGGAGCAGUGGCGGAUCCAGGGGGUGGCCACUCCGGGCCUCGGCCCAGCCCUCCUCUGGAUCCAUAGUUAGUAUAGACCUUAUGAAUUUUUCAAUUUAGGUAUUCGGCCCAAUGCUAGUUUAUAAUAAAAUUGGAUAUAAUUAGCAAAUUGAUUUAGAUAAACAUAUCACUACUCUAAAUUUAGCCUAGAGAAAUUCUAGCCCCAAAGAUUUUUCGUCUAAAAAAAUAAUGAAAUCUAAAAUUCUAAAGUAUAAUAGGCUAAAAGAAAUAUGAGGUUGUUUA